CCAAACAUCGACGAUCAGGGCGAAAUAUGCUUAAAUCUGUUCAGUGAAUGGGCCGAAACCAAUACUCUGGAGGACUGUGUUCAGGGAUUGCUGUUUUUACUGUACAAUCCAAAUCUAGGGGACCCGUUAAAUCCUCUCUUCGAUCCGGAAUACGACACCGAUUUUGAAGUGUUCGCUGAGAACGUACGAUUGUCUUUAUUGGGAGGUUCUAUCGAGGGGUGCGACUUUGAGAGAAAUCUGGUGCUUGAAGGAAGCAGCAUUGGCGAGAAAUCAACUGGUGAUCAAGUUCAGGAAGACCUGCAAGCCACGGAAGGUGAAGAAGCGGUUUAGAAUGUUGAUGAUGAGGAAUUAAUCGAGAUCCAAGUGGUGGAUGAUGAAAUCGAUUCAAGCGAAGAGGUACCUUCGCCACCUAACACCUGCGGCACAGAUCACGCAACUGAAUGUCAUACCGAUUUAAAUGUAACCAAGAAAUCGGAGGAGACAACUGACUGUAUUUCAGGAAAAAUCAAUCUACACAGAACUGAAGAGGAACUUGUUGUUUCAGUAGAGGUCGAACCACGUUGAAGAAAAGGGAUAACAAAAAAUUAAACUUUUCCGACUUUAGCGCAUGUAAAUGUUGUAGUGUACUUAUGUCUUGGAAAUCGUCAAUGAUAUGGUUGCAAAAGUUUCACUCAAGAAUGUCGGAGAUGUCGAUGCGAUUGUAUCGGCUCCUGGUGUUUCCAUGACAACGUAUAUGCGGUUGUGUCGCCGAAUACUUGGCCAAGAUAUGCUGUUUUGUAAACAAGUAUGUUAGAAAUUUACUUUCAGUAACUUUUACGUCAGCUGUCUUGUACAAAACAUUCAUGUGCUCCUGGUAAUUUUAUAUUUUGAGGUAAAGCUUUAGUAAUAAAGAAAAAAACUAGUAGAUAGUGUCCUUCAGAGUGUUUUUUAAAGAUUGUGUAAGAAGUAGUGGUCUGGUUUUACAGAGUCUGCGGGAACACAAUGCUGGCAUUUUGGCCAGAUUCCCAAAAUAAACUAGCCGUUGAUCUUUAAUGUGUUCGUUGGAGGAAAUGUCCAACCUAGUUUGAUCACGGCCAAGAUCUUAGAUUAUGCCCAGAACUUGCUAUUUGCUCUGGAAAAUGUCCCUCGAGUGAACAGUUCGACAUUUUGUAAGAGAUAAAAUAAUUAGGUGAGACCUUGGAAUCUUGCCAGCGUAGGCUUUGAAAGAUAUGCCCAAGGAGUUUACAGACUUUAAGAAGUUCCCAGAUUGUUCUGUAGUAUUUCACUGGCUGACUCAGUGAUUUGCUUGUGCCUUUUUCUGACCAAUAAUGUGCUUAAAUCGAUGAAUAAAACACGGAAUCAGUCAUAUCACACUGCCCAUAGAUUACUUUUAUGAUGUCCAGCUACAGCACCAUUAAGAGAUGUACCAGUUGGAACCAUACAGAUUUAAUUUUCUCUGUUUUCAAUGUUGUGAUAGAAUAUUUACUAUUCUAUCACAACAUUGCCUGUUUUUAUUGAUGAUCAAUUAUCCAAACAAUUAUUGUUUUUGUCUAGUUCAUUCACACAAUUCAGUAAGGGCUGUCCUGGGGAAGGCCAUGAUGUAAACAAGAUAUUUUUUUUCCUUUUGUGUAAUAGGUUGGAGUUAAAAUAAAGGAAGUCAGGUUGAAA
Stylophora pistillata is the source of this 1647-nucleotide messenger RNA. RefSeq lists its product as uncharacterized. The record is from RefSeq and is a predicted model, not a curated record. Gene Ontology annotation, molecular function: catalytic activity. Lineage: Eukaryota; Metazoa; Cnidaria; Anthozoa; Scleractinia; Pocilloporidae.